CGAGAACAUCAGUGGACGCAUAAGUCGCCACAGCGAGUACAGCAUCGAGGCAGACCUGCAAACUGAGAGAGAUGACUUGGCUGAGGAAGACAACGCAGCCGAGCUGGCCAAGCGGCUGGAGGAGGAGCUGACGGGCAGCAUCCUGGCCCUGUGGCAGCAGCGCCUCACACAGUCCUCCUCCUUCGAGGGAGAUAUCGAGAUUGAGUACGCCUCCGAGUCCGAGACGGGCAGCGCCGGGCCCCCCUCCCCCACCCCGGAGUCCUCCCGCCCCACCGUGUUCCCCGCCACCAGGACCUCCUACGCCUACACAACCACAGACAACGCCGACAGAAUGCUCAGGAGGGACCGCAAUGGAAACAGCAUGGGGCCUGGCAGCAGCAACAGUAACCCGAACGCCCCUGUCAGACUUCCAAUCUCAGCCUCCGCGGACAGCAACAGCGCCCUAGAAGAGAUCCGGGCCCGGCUGCGCAAGACCAAGUUCGACUACAGCUCCGACUCCCGGCAGAGAAUCUCGGACGCCACCCCGCAGACCGAUUACAGAGCCGUUCUCAAGAAGAAGGGAAAGGUGUAAAACAAAUAACUGAUGUAACAAAUGUGUCUUUGAUCCCCUGCCCCAUCACCCCUGUCCCCUUGAGUCCCUGACCCAGCACGUCACAAAGAUUGUAUAAUAAAAUGUGUUUGUUCAUUUAUAAUUUAUAUGUCAUUUUUGCCAUUGAUUUUUACUUUGGUCACAAAAGAAAAAGCUGUCACUUGUCGGUGCAGCUUUAUACAGCAGUUUUUUCUGCCUUCUAUGGCACAUGAGAAGAAUAGCCUUACAAUUUGCAUUUAUUACAGCAAAGCGUCAGGUGGAUGCUUUUCCUGUCUUUAGGAUAACGUUUCCAUUUGUGAGAAGCUCACACCCUAUUAUGUAGGAUUAUCGGUCCAUUUUUAGGAUUAUCUGUCCAUUUUUUCUCUUCUCCCAUCAGUCAUUAGCUUCAAAUAUUGACAUGGCUUUGAGAGCUCUGAGGUUGUGAGAUGAGCUUAACGAUAAGUCCUCACAGCCCAUAUGUCUGUAUGGCCCUUAUUUAAUAUGGUGAAGAGAUUGGUCUAUUAGCCUCAUUUUGAUUGACAAGGCUUUUAUAAACUUCGCUCAUCUGACUUCUCUGACAUAGUUCAGCUUACUAAAAGAGGUAAUUGACAGACAUGAGUCGGCUUAAUUGUGAGCAGUAUUGAUUAUGACUUUGCAAGUGCGUGAAAUGGGGCAGUGGCAGAGAGGCACCUUACCUUAUCACUCAAAUCCAACAACUGUGGAAAGUGUGCAGAUCUAGAAGAUGAGAGAAAGCACACUCAUCUCUAACAUCCUUCUGUGUGCUGCUUUAGAAAUGGGACGACAGAAACAGAGCAGACAAAUUUGUAAAGUAGACUGAGACCCGAAUGGUUUCAUAUAUGAAAAAGCAGUAGUCUUAAUAAACUGUUUUAGUGGGGAAGAACAAGUUUGUUUUAAUUGCUCCCCUGCUUUCUCAGAAUAAGACGUGUAAAAAAAAAAAUAUAUAUAUAUGCCACAUCAAGUGAGAAAUCUGUGGUUUCUUUUUGCCAAUGUCUGUGAAGGGACGUGAAGUUUCUCGCAUUAGCCUGUUGUGUUUUCUGAGUACAACGUAUUAUAUAGUUUAAAAAGCGUCCAAAAACUAUAAUAUCUUCUCGAAAUCUUUUUCAUUAAAAAAUUUUUAAUCACAAAAUAAAGAGGUCUUUUAAAAUUUGCUUUGCUCUUUAAGGUCACAAAUUGUUAUAUUUAUAAACCUUGCUUUCUUAAAAGUGGUAGGUGAUAAUGUUGUCCCAGAAGAAGUCAAAACUUCUCUCAGCAGAAGUCAAUCUCUUUUGUUCUUAAUUCCCAGCCAAAGAUUACAGAUAUAUCAUUUUUAUUCAUACCUUGCAUGUCUUACAUUAUAUAUAUGAUAUAUAUCUAUUGGUAAUACAACUGCACGGGUCAUGGUAAACUGUUUUAAAUUGUAGCAUCAGGCCAUGUGAAUUGUUUUGUGUAAACCACAUACCCUGAACUCUGCCUCAUCACUUUGCUUUUGCUUUACAUCACUUACAAGGAAAGAAAUGAAAACAUUGCUCAAAUUAAGGAUUCCCUUCUCACAUUUAUAUUGCUCCUUAUGUAAGCCCCUUAUGCUUUGUUACAAAAACAUACAAGCCUAAAUACUUACCUCAUAUUUAUCCUGUAGCCAAACAAAUUGUGUAAAGAGAAAUAAAAAUGUUCCUGUAUUUGUUGGUUUUUAACAAAUCUUUUUAGGAUAUAUGGUUCUCCUGUUUGCACUAUCUUUCUCUGUCACUCUAAAUAACCAUUAUGGGAAGUACAUUCUCUACCAUGGUGCUAUUUUGAUCUUCAAUGUUAAUCCAAACAUGUGCUAGUCACUGUAAACGUGUUUAAAGGAGAGUAUUAUUAGUUUAUUUUUAGACUCUGUAUUUGAGAAUGGGAUUCUAUAUCUUCAUUACCUGCCCUAGGACCCAAUAAGUUGAUAUUUGAGUAGAAGUGUUUUUUAGACUCUGAAUGUUUCAAAUAACAAAUUUUCAGUGGUUCUCUUAUUUCAUUAUAGUAUGCAUUGUCAGAAUAGUUACAAGUAUGUCAUGAUCCUGUUUAGCUUAUACCUGGUUUGUUCAAAGGCAGGAACAGUGUUGAAAUGAAGGCAAGGAUUUUCCAGUCGUAUACAUAUCCAAAGCAUUUUUUGCUUGAAAUAAUAACAUUCCAUAUAGUAUAUUAUAUUAUCAGAUUGCAAUAUAUAACACAUUCCUGUAAACUCUGAACGUGAAUAUAUAAUAUACAGUUUGAUUUCUCUUUUAUUGGACUCACGUGAGUUGAUCUUCACUUAAGUUGAUCUUUUUUUCGGGUCCCAUCACCUCUUCUUCUGUACAGUUCCCACCGAACGGUGAAGUUGAACUUCAGAUGAGUUGGUUUUUACUUAUUCCUAUCCAUAGACUUGCAUUGUAAUGUCCAAGACUGCACUAUGACGUAAUUGGGGCUCACCACUCAGAGACUCAUCUGACUCUGUUUGGUGCCAAAUGAAGGGCAAAGAGAGAAUAACUGCGCCCACACAACUUCUGAAAGACCAAUAUAAUAUUUGUUCUUUCAUUCACAAGCCUAUGGUGUGCACCAGCGCUGAGAAGUUUUUGUAGAGAGCAAAGAGAAGCCACCAAGACAGUGCCUGGUCUAGGGUGUUAGUAUACAAGUCUGUGUUCCUGCCUCUUUUACACAGGGCUGCGGUGUCAAGAGUGUGAUACAAAAGACAGGUUGCUGUAAAGUGGUGAAGUGAAAAGCAAUAAAAGUCUUUCCAAAGUUUUCCCAGGCUUUCGAUAUAAAACCAUUGUUGUUGUGGAAAACUUCUUUGUGACACACAAAUAAAUUGCGUUAGCUUUAUGACUGAAUGUGUUUGACCACUUCAUUGAUUUAUAUUUAGCUUUCAAAGAAUCUCAGAUUAUAUCAAAUCUUGCUGCACUCAUAAUUGUAUCCUUCUGUUAAUGAUAAUAUUCAGUUUGAAAGUAGAAAGAGACAAAAGAUUUGUCAUUAUAAUGAAAAUGAGAAAGAGAUGAAGUACAACGGUUUGCUUUUUUUUUUCAAAGUGGUAUUUUAUUUUUACUGUUUCAAAGUGCUCAGUCCUACCUUCCAUAAGAUCAAGGGUGAAGAAAACUUGAAAAAAAAAUCUGACGUUGGUGGGGAUCAAACUCAAAACCUGUGGGUUGGUUAACGAACGAACAACCAUACCUGCUGCCUGUUGAGACACAAUAGAAAAAAUAAUGUAGAAAACAUUUGGUCAAAUUACAAAAAUUCAAAAUUCAAAACUUAUUAUGGCAUCUUGUUUCUGUUUCUUCUAAAACAAAUGGUUACUUGUAUGUGGUAAGAAUGCCAUUUUUUAGUUUCAAUAUUUGAUUAGGUAUGGACAGUGUGUCUUGUAAAAUACCCUUCAUUUGGCUGGUCACCAGGGCUUCAUUCCGUUAAAAUUGCUGGUCGUCCGUGAAUGAAGACAUCAAUGUACUGAAAAAGUUGCUUGAUUCACACUUGAAAAUGAAAUGAGAGUCAUUUUGAAUUUUGUUUAGAUAGAUCUGUGAGCUUUGCGAUCAACUUAGAGCAUCAUCAUUUAUGAUAUGUCUUUGACAAUGUUUUCCUUUAUGUUAUCCUUUUGGCUAUGUUUUCACAGCUUUAUUUGCUGUCCAUAUCUUGUUACUUAGUGCUGACUGUGGUCACGUGUUGCCAUAUUGUCACGAUGUCAAGUUGAUUUUUAUUUCGUUUUGAAACAUUUGGUGGCAUCAUUAGUUCAGCUACUUUAUUUAUCUAUCUACAUCAUCUGUCUAUAAUUCUAAUUUUUAAAGAAUUACAUUUCCCCAAAGUACGAUCCAGUGACGAUGGAGACUGUUACUGCUCGAUUGUCUUUACUAAAGCAAAAGCAUGAUGCUGUAAUAGAUAUGUUGUGAGUUCUCAGGUACUCUUUAGUCCUGUACUGAAACAGAUACAUACUACAAUAUAUAUGUCAUAGGUUCCUCCGUUUUUUUCUGUUUGAAAUUGAAAGUAGAAAAAAUUCUUGUUGUUAAAUAAGUACUAUGAAUAAACUUUUAAAGGGUCAAUAUACCUAGUAAUAUGAAAAAAAAGCUACAAGAAAAGGUUGUAGAAAAUCCUCAACACCAAUAAGAAGUAUAGAUUUUAAUAGUUUCUUGUGUUCAGGAUUUACUACAACCUUUCUCGUGGAUUUUUAAGAGACAGAACAUUACUGAGCUCUUCUUCUUCCCAAUGACGACAGUUGAGCUAUUGAACUGUUGAGUUAGUCAUAAAAACUUGUGCCCUGAUCAUUCCGACCUGGGCUUUGUACAGUAACAGUUGAACAGGGGGCUUCAGAAAAAGCUUUAGCCAAAUGAUGCAGCCCCCCCCCCCCCCUUUCCCCCCUUCCCCGAUGCACGGUGGACAAUAGCAGAGAUGGGACACCCCCCCACCCCCCUCCCUCCCCGUUCAGUCAACAGCUGUUAGUAUUGCUCCAGUUUCCUUUCACCUUUUCUACCACCCUGACUGCCAUGCAGAUGUUAUGCCAUUCUUCUAUUUCUAUAUGAAUGUUCGAGUCUCAUGCCUUGCCAAACUGACUGGCAGCACCGCACAACAAGAACAAAAUUUUACUUUGAUAAUGAUGUUGUAUGUGUUGCAAAUGCGGAGCCAUUAUUGAUAGAUAUUGACAGACAACUGUCAGUCUAAUGUUAUUGCAUCCACAAUUUUGUACUUUUUUGUUUGUUAAACAUUUUUUUUUUGGGUACCAGUGGAGAAGGGAAUUUUGGCUCUUUACAUUCAGAGAUACUGUCGUCUUUAGGUGGUUCACAUGUGUUCAUGUUUCUAAGAAGAAACUGUCUGCUAUGAUUUUAAUACCACUUCACCAGAAAUGUAUGAUAAAUAGUGAACUGACAGUAAAAUUUGCUAGCACUAAAGAAAUUUAUAAAGUUGAAAAUGAGAAAAUUGAAAUGACAGGUUCAGGACUGUCCUUAUUGCGUUCUGUAAAGAUGGACUAUUGAAAUUCUUGCCUCUUUUCUGUGAUCAAAAUGAAGUCUACCCCUGUCUAUUUUUUUUUUUUUGGUGCCGAUGUGGCAAACACAAAUACUGCACUAUACUGUGGCUGUGAUAUUGUGCUCUCAAGUUUAAUGCCAAUAAAUGCACACUCAAGUUAAGCAAUCACAGUUUUCAUAGUUUUGUUCAUGUAUAUGUAAUGUUUGUCUUCAUAAUUCUUUUUCAUUUACUGUAAGCAGAUUUGAAAUGGAAAGCACUGUGUCAAAGCGUGCUAACCAUGUUGAAGUUUCAGAAAUAACAGAUUUCUACAUAGUCACAGCAUGACAAUCUCAGCACAACUUAAGAUUUUGGACCCGAGCGAACUAGCUUCUUCAUGUCAUAAUAUGCAUAAUAUAUUCAUCAACAGUAGCAGUAACGGUGAAGGAAGUAGGAAGCCAGUCGCAAUUUGAGGUUUUUGUGAUGGGGUCAUCAAAUGUUUUGUUAGUUUAGUAAUUUAUUUGAUGUACAGUUGAUUGUUUUAAAUUCCUGCUGUGGAUAUAUAGUAAACUGAGUCCUAUGGUGUGUGUAGGCAGAAACAAGCUUAAAGAGUUCUGUAGAUCAUUUAAAAAAGUUUGUGACAGCCUACUGUUUACUUUCUUGGAUGUAGGGAUCCUUAACGGUUUACCCUCAUAAGUAUUUUUUUUAUUUACAUUGCUGGCACUAGUUCUUGGUUAUAAGAAAGGGAAUUAUAUUCUUACAUUCCUAUUGAAUACGUUUUGCAGAAUUUGAUAAAAAUGCCAAGUUAUACAGGGUGAGACAAUUCAUUGUGGGCAAAGGUUUCUGUAAAAAGUAAGGCCUUACUACCAAAGUUCAAGUGAAGUUGAAAUGAUAUCUUCCACCCACUUUCAUUUUGUGAGAAACCUGAGCUUAUAAAGCUCUUCGCAAAAUUUUUAUCAGAAAGCAAAGGCUUUGGAUGUCAUUCUAAUUUCUAGUGGAUCACAAGUAAUGUACUAUAUAAAAUAAAAUGUUUCUAGUUUUUUGUAUUAGUUUUAGUAAGUAUUACUGCACUUGCAGCACAAAUAGAUGUAAGUGCCGAGGAGUGAAGAUGACAAAGAUCUAGAGAGUAAUGUGGGGAGAAUAAGAGGAGGAGAGAUGAGGGCUACAAAUGUUGGAUAGGAAAGAAAGAGCAAACCACACCAGAGCACCCACCAACCACCCACAAAGUGUUUGAUGUGCUCUACUGAUAAUAGUACCGGUACCUGCCCUAAAUCAAAAUUUUUAAAGUGGUGAUGAGUCAUAACUAGAGACCUUUCUGUUUCUGAAUAGAAAAUGCUGAACUACCAAAAGAUGCUUAUGAUGGUUCAACAAUAGUCAAUUUUAAUUUACUGUUAUUGUAAAAUGAAUUAGAAUAAAUAGCAUUUGUAUUGCACAAAUGUCCACCCUGUAGCAAGCUCUUGUACUUUAUAGUCCAUAAUAUUGUUUCCCCAGCAGACCUGAUAGCAUUCUAAAACAAUUUCAACUUCAAAAGAAGCUUGCAUAUCUGUUGUUCGUGUCAAAUUUCAAAUUUCAAUUUUUCUUCAGGGUCAUGGGAAGGUCAACAGAAUGGUCAGAAUAGUAGAUCUAUAUGUGCGGUUUUUUUUUGGCUGGUGUGUACUAAGUUUUUAGUGGUUUGGGGGGGGGGGGGAUUGCCUAUAUGAAGAUGGUGCUUUUCCUUUCAUUAUCUGAUGGUACGGAUUUUUGUGUUGAGAUUUUGAGUUGGUGAUGUAUAAAGGUUUGUGAAAAUCAUUUAACCCUAUCUUACUGCAUAUCUUUUUUAUACGGAGCAUUGUAAAGUUAUAGACUUUCAACCAAAUAGGUAUUCAAUAGUUAUUAUUUAUGUAUAUUCAGAGUUUAAAAUAGUAUUGAUAAGUAGUUUAGAGUAAAUUGAUUUUAUUACAUAUUUUGUCCAUUUUCCAAGUUAUUUUUAUUUUUAACUUGAAUAUAUUAUGUAAGUCAUCUGUCAUAUAUAUAAAUGAGUUUUUAGAUUCCUUUGAUUUGAAAGCUUCAGUUUGGUUGGGAGUAAGGGCAUGUGUUACUGAUUAAGUAGAUGCGCUGUUAGCUCAGUUGGUGUCAUGCUGGACUACACAAGCAGAUGGCCCCAGUUCGAAUCCCCAACUGGGCUCUGUGAAUGCGGGUUGUUUUGAGGAGAUUUAAGGCCCUCCACCCUUUUAACUAGGUCCUAUUGGAGGUGGCCAUUGAAUUUGGAGAUACUGCCUCUUAAAUAACCUCACAGUGUUGAAAGGGGCAAUUAACCUAAUCAAUGUCCAUUGACAGAUUUUUGAUAAUAUUUUUAGAGUAGAUAUCUACAAUAGCAAUAAUUUGCAAGGUUUUGGGCAAGUUUGUGAAUAGCGAAUGCAGACAAUGCCAGCAAUUGUUCAAGAUAACUGCAUUUUUCUUUUACUGCUUUCUAUUCUGUCACUAGAACUGACAGCCUGCCUAUCGUGUGAACUCUAUUGUUAGAUACAUGAAUGUUAUCCUUCAGACAUUUUUCUGUAGGGAUCUAAAAAUAGCGGCACAGUUUAAGCUGAGAAUCUUUGGUUUAGGGCACAACAGAAUUGUUUAUCUAAACUAUCUUUUUGUCACCGAGAAAGAAAAAGAAGAAGAAAAAGAUUUCUACUGGUGCAUAAAAUUUUGUCUUCUAUCAUUGCUUGGUUUGGGGUAUUUGUUAUCUGAUUAGUGUUUGAGAGCUGUGCUUGACACAAUGUUGAUAAAUGUGAGGUGUGCUGACACAAUGAGUUUGUUCUCGCAAUAAACAAAGAGAAAUAUUGUCCAAAAUUCGACACCAGGGUCAAAUUUGUUGAUUUUCUAUUGAUUCAUAUUCUUUAAGUAAAUAAUAUGCCUUUUAUUAUUUUAUACUUAUAAAUUGUAAAAACGUUACCUUUAAGCAUGAUGUAUCAGUUUCCAUAGGCUCGAAUCCGAGAAGUAACUCAGUUUGUCAGCACGCUUCACAAAUGUUGUAGACAAUGUAAGUGGCAGGUUGUGCAACUGACUGUUGUCAUUUGGUGUGGGAGAGAUAAUAUGUGGUGGUUUGAUUGGGGGGGGGGGGGGGGGGGGGCUUUAUGGCAUAGAUUCUUCGAUGUAGUUGCUCACAGUGAUCAUUUGUAGCAAUUACUGAAAAGGGUGACCUGGAAGGCUGUAACCUUUUUACUGAUCUCUGAAGACAGCAUUCAUCAGCAAGCCAUUCAAAUGUUCUGAAUGAAUCUAUUUUAUUGUUUGCACUUGCUGGAGAAAUAUUUUGUAAAAAUCGAAUUCUACACUUUUAACCCUAUCCGUACGCCGUGGAGUCAUUUUGUACCCCCUCUAGUUCGAAGAUCUCAUUUUGAGAGACUGCUAUGCAAAGCGUGCGGAUCGGAUUAACAAGUAAACUUCUUCUUUGGAAAGUGAUGGCACAGAGUUCCCCACGUCAUAUAUGGAUACGAUAGUAAACACGACGUACGGUUAGGGUUUUUUAAAAAAGCAAAGAAAUUUUUAUAAAUGUAGAAUCUAGAUCUAGUAUAAUAUAACACUUUAAAAACAAAGAUACAGUUUUUUGGGGGUUUUUUGAUGCGUGAAAAAUAUUGCUCUGUGCGCUGCAAACUUUUGAAUUGCUUGCCAACACAAUGUGGAAGAAAUUUAUUCUUUGAAGCUUACAGAAAAGGAGCCAGGUGCCCCUUCCAAGAACCACUUGAAAUACAUUAUAUACAUUAUAUUAUUAUUAUUCUUUUAUUGGAUCCUGGUGUGUUUUGCUACAGGAGCUUGUACCAUUUUUUUACACCGACGCGUAUCCCCACUGGUCACUUUUGUGUGUGUUCUCGACGCUUCUAUCAUGUAUCACAGCAGCCACCAUACACGUCAGCAAAGGUUGUGAUGUCACAGUCAGUGGAUGGACACAAGGGUUCUGAUCACUAAUUGUAUUGGAGAUAUUAUUUUUAUACGGUAUCCAAAAAGUGUUUUAUGAGCAAACUUACAAGGGCGCAGGUUCCUCUUCACAGUUAGCCCACAGUUUUUGUUUUGGUUGUGUUUUUUUUCUUGUCAAAUGUUGUUCCCGUGUAUUUUUUAAUAUGUUUUUUUCUGUCUUGACUGGAAAAGGCAUCACUUUUACUUGUGAAUGAUGAAACAAUAUAAAGUAACUACGCCUUAAA
Molecule: messenger RNA, 9654 nt
Organism: Aplysia californica (California sea hare)
Lineage: Eukaryota; Metazoa; Mollusca; Gastropoda; Aplysiida; Aplysiidae
Product: myosin-IIIb
Biological process (GO): protein phosphorylation
Cellular component (GO): myosin complex
Molecular function (GO): protein kinase activity; ATP binding; protein binding
Source: RefSeq, a predicted model, not a curated record